Messenger RNA from Trypanosoma brucei brucei TREU927, 1545 nucleotides. RefSeq lists its product as hypothetical. Bases 1 to 1545 code for a protein of 514 amino acids. Gene Ontology annotation, molecular function: metal ion binding. The record is from RefSeq and is a predicted model, not a curated record. The transcript has a single exon. NCBI's taxonomy places the organism in Eukaryota, Euglenozoa, Kinetoplastea, Trypanosomatida, Trypanosomatidae.
AUGUAUCGGCCAACUAACAGAUGCGUGGCGGAUGUGGGACAGGGAAACCCACCAAACUUACAGCAAGUUAUGUAUUCAGGUUCUGUGCCGCAGACGGCGCCCGUGCAAAUGCAACUUCAUCCGCAUCCGCAGUCGCAGUCGCAUAUGGUAAUGCGGCCGCAAGCGCAUACAAUGGCGACAGCAGUGAACUCCAAACCCAAAGUUCACGUCGUCAGUCGAAGCCCACCUUCGCGAAGUGGCGCCUCUCAAGGCGAGCGUAGCGGUACCGUUCGUUUUGUGUGCCCGCGUACGAACACCAUUGUGUGUGCAAGGUAUAAUCGUACCGUGCACACACGCGCAAAGCUCCAGCAUGGUGCAGUUAUUUGUGAGGAUUACAUGCACAAGUUGCACUGCCCAGAGGGUGAUCAAUGCCUUAAGGUGCACGUUGCAGCGGAACACACAUGGAACUAUAUUCUACCACAUAUUGGUGCCCCACAAGGGAUUUUCCAACAUGGUUUCACAGUUCGGUGUUUCCACCCCAGCAUGACGGAGUACUUCAACAUCCCCAGUGAACUCGUGUACUACACAAAGGGAAGCAUGGAGUACAUCUACGAUUAUAAUGAGCAUGGUGAUAACUCCAAGAAAAAAUUUGUACUGUGUGAAGAAAUGAUCAAUAACAGAAUAUGCAUGUCCGGUAUGGCUUGCGAGGACGUCCAUGCUGUCAUGGACGACUUUAGUUCCGUAGGUAGAAACAGCACACACAUCGUCGAUGAGAAACUGCUUCCGCUCUAUCCGCGCCUUCGUCCCGAUGUUGUGGUGCGUGUGUUUGAGCAAAACAGUACUGAAGAGUAUAAGGACUACACUGGAGAUCAGAUUCUUGUGACGGAUGGUGCGCGGCAGUAUUUGUUGGCUCUUGAUGUUGAGGGAGCCAUCCCACGCAAAAAGAUGCAACACUGCGCCCACUUCCGCACAAAACAUCUUUGCCGCAUGGGCAGUGGCUGCAACUUCAUUCAUGUCCUGCAAGGUCUCGUUGCGAAUGCUGAAAUCAGCCCACGGUCCACGUCUCGUAGUGAUUCGCCAACUUCUGAACUGAGUAUCAGCGUGCGCAACCGUCCAAUUGCCUUGCGGCAGUCUGGCAGUCAGGUUGCAGAGAUGUUGGCUGAGAAAUAUGGAUUAUCCCGGGAUGAAAAUAGUCAGGUAGGACGUCAUGCAUCUCCUUUUGUUAAGCAACCACCGAAUGAAAUGGCGUCUCUCCCUCUCUGUGAUGGGGGGCUCUUUCAAAGUAAUACCAAAUCCCAGGGAAAUGCUGUUAUUAACAGCAACAUUAACGGCAAUUAUAACAAAGAAUACUGCCGGAACGACGAUUUGUUUCCUUGCGGCGCAGCUGAUGCCGGGGACGAGAGGGUAACGCAACGUAAUCAACAGGGUGAGCAAAUACAUGACGGUACGCAACCCGUUGCCGUAUGCUCCAGAUUCCGUCAGAUAAGUCCACCACGUCGCAAUAAUCCAUACGCUUCACCUGUUCUCAGCCAACAGGCAUCGCCACACCCUCGUGAAACCAUCUAA